AUUCAUUCAAACAUCUUCUCAUUGUAACGACUAGCAAAAAAGGAAAGAAAGAAAUCAAGUUCAGAGGGCUUUCAUAAUUUACUCAUCAUGGACAACAAAUUUCAAGCUAACUUCACACGUUCUUAUGAAGAUUUCGAGCCUGUAUUCAACUGGGUCAGAGAAGAAGGACUAGACACACUUGUGCUUCAUCUUCCUGGUUUUAAAAAGGAACAACUUCGAGUACAAGUAGAUUCUCAGGGUAACAUGAAGAUCUCAGGAGAAAGACCCUUGGAAGAAAAAAGAUGGAGUCGAUUCCGCAAAGAUUUCCAAGUACCAACCAGCUGCGAUGUAAAUGAAAUCCACGCAAAAUACAUCGGUGGGCUUCUCUACGUGAAGUUCCCAAAGAAUAUCACUCAAGUCACACCACACGAUCAAUCUGCAUUUUCACCGCAACAAACUGCCAAUGGUGAAAAAUAUGCUGAUGAAAAAAGACCCGCUAAAGAUCAAGUAACGAGCAGCGGUAACAUGAAUAAUGGUGGGAGAAUUAGCGGAACCUCCACUGGUCAAAAUAAUGGCAAUGGCGGGGUUUGUAAUUUAGCGAUGCAUAAAAAUCCAGUUGGAUUUUUUGGGACGUUGAAUAAGCAUAGGAGAUUGGUUUUAGGGGUGACCGUGGUGGCGACGGCAAUGGUGGCUAUUGGUGUUUACGUUGCUUGUAGACUCUCUUCAUCUUUUGGAGAAGAUGCAAAUGUGAACUAAUCAAGCCUUGUAAUUUAAUUUGCAUGAUUUUAUAAAUUGAAAAAUAAUACUAAUAAAAGUGAAUUUUAAUUCA
Messenger RNA from Papaver somniferum (opium poppy), 808 nucleotides. RefSeq names its product inactive protein RESTRICTED TEV MOVEMENT 2-like. NCBI's taxonomy places the organism in Eukaryota, Viridiplantae, Streptophyta, Magnoliopsida, Ranunculales, Papaveraceae. The transcript is spliced from 2 exons. The record is from RefSeq and is a predicted model, not a curated record. The coding region runs from base 88 to 735 and encodes 215 amino acids.